AUGGCAUCUUUUAACCGAAUCGCUGUCUAUGGCCAUCGUGGCUGGGGAAGUUCUCGAAUCGUGGAGGCCUUGAUCGCCUCUGGCGCGCCAGUCAGGGUGUUGAUUCGUCCGGGGUCCGACGUAUCCAACCUUCCGGAACAUGUUGAGAAGGUUGAGGUAGAUGUGAACGAUGAGGAACGUCUAGUCAGCGCCUUGAAAGACAUAGACAUCGUGAUCUCACUUGUUGGCCAUGAAGGGGUUCAGAGACAGCAUGGUUUUGUGAAGGCUAUUCCCAAGACAAAUGUCAAGCUGUUCUCGCCUUCUGACCUCGCCGCUCGGUAUGAUGAGCAAGGCAUGCGGAUUGCCGUGAACAAGAACAAGGAAGAGGUAGAAAAGGCAGCAAAAGUCGCGGGCAUCCCGACGACCGUGGUCCUAGUGGGCAACUUUGCAGAGUUUGCUCUGAACACGCUCGGGAUGGGAGUCGAUAUUCUAGGCAAUCGACUCAUCAACUCCGCCAACAGCGCUAAGGCUAAAGUCAACUUGUGCACAAGAGACUAUGUGGCGGCAGCCUAUGUCUCCAUCUUCACCAGGACACCUGUGGCUCAAAUUCAAAACCGAGCCAUAGCUCUGACAGAACUCUCUCCGACAGGAGAAGAUGUUGCAAAUGCUCUGAGGGAGAGGAACGGAAAACCGCCUCAAGUAUCGAAUCACAGCCUGGAGAAGAUCGACGGAGAGAUUGAGGAUGGGCUUGCUUCGGGGAGUCUGUUCACCCUGUCGUGGUACUGUCGCAAGAUAUGGGGCACAGGCCAGCAGGCGCAGAUGGUUGGAACAGAUCUCUGGGAGGCCGAGGGCUACAAAAAGGCGAGUUUGAAGGACUUGAUUGUGGAUGGAAACCUUGAGCACUACCGCGAGAUGCCACCUCAAGUCAGAGAGUACUUCAACAGCUGUUUUUGA
Molecule: messenger RNA, 933 nt
Organism: Colletotrichum gloeosporioides
Lineage: Eukaryota; Fungi; Ascomycota; Sordariomycetes; Glomerellales; Glomerellaceae
Product: Isoflavone reductase-like
Exons: 4
Coding region: 1-933 (310 amino acids)
Source: RefSeq, a predicted model, not a curated record